Molecule: messenger RNA, 1173 nt
Organism: Leptosomus discolor (cuckoo roller)
Lineage: Eukaryota; Metazoa; Chordata; Aves; Leptosomiformes; Leptosomidae
Source: RefSeq, a predicted model, not a curated record
AUGAAGGAAACCUGCCGCAUCUGUGCCCGGGAGCUGUGCGGCAACCAGCGGCGAUGGAUCUUCCACACGGCGGCCAAGCUGAACCUCCAGGUGCUGCUCUCCCACGUCCUGGGCAGGGAGCUGUGCCGGGAUGGCAAAUCCGAGUUCGCUUGCAGCAAGUGUGCCUUCAUGCUGGACCGCAUCUACAGGUUCGACACCGUCAUCGCGCGCAUCGAAGCCCUCUCCAUCGAGCGCCUGCAGAAACUGCUGCUGGAGAAAGACCGCCUCAAGUUCUGCAUUGCAAGCAUGUACCGCAGGAACAACGAAGACUCUAGCGCAGAUGACAGAGCUGGGGAUGGGACUGUGGACCUUUCUAACCUGCCUGAUGUACGGUAUGCUGCCCUCCUUCAGGAGGACUUUGCUUAUUCUGGGUAUGAAUAUUGGACGGAUCAAGAAGACCACAGCUUGGAGCUGCACAGCUGCCAUGCUUCGGAGGGAGCAAGUAACCGCCCGCGGCGCUGCCGUGGUUGCGCCGCGCUGCGGGUGGCCGAUGCCGACUAUGAAGCGAUUUGUAAAGUGCCGCGAAAGGUGGCCAGAAGCAUCUCCUGUGGGCUGUCCAGCCGGUGGUCAGCCAGCAUGGGCAACGAGGAGUCCUCUGUGUGUGAUGUGGCGGAGUCCACCAGCGCCAGAGUGCCUGUGGAUGGGGAGAGCAUGGAGGAAGGCACGCCUGUGUCAUCUGUUGAGUCCCUGGACACAACUGUGGAGGCAAGCCCUCCCCAGCAGAAGGAUGAAGAUGCAGAUAAGGGGGUGAAAGGGAAAUGUGAUGAUUUCUCAGAUGACCGCAUGACCCCAAACUCUUCGCUGAGCGGGAACAGGCUGGAGCUGGCCCUCAGUUUGAUCAAGGCUUUGGACUACAAGCCCCUGCAGAGCCCCCGAGGCAGCAGGCUACCUAUUCCUGUGAAGUCCAGCUUGCCCCCUCCCAAGAUCAACCGUGACUUGGCAGAUGGCAGUGCUUCUGCUGGCUUAGCAUGUGCUGGUUCUGCCUUCCUGAACGCAGACAGAAAAUCCUUUUCCAAAGCUCCUUUGGGUCUUUCCCUGGAGAUUUCUGAACUGCAGGAGCUGUGGGAUGACCUCUGUGAGGAUUAUAUGCCGCUGCGGGUACAGGUAGAGGUCAUUGUGCCACUGUUCAAUUGA